This is a messenger RNA of Gordionus sp. m RMFG-2023, 528 nucleotides long. RefSeq lists its product as uncharacterized. The record is from RefSeq and is a predicted model, not a curated record. NCBI's taxonomy places the organism in Eukaryota, Metazoa, Nematomorpha, Gordioida, Chordodea, Parachordodidae. Bases 1 to 528 code for a protein of 175 amino acids. The transcript has a single exon.
AUGUUUAAUGAGGGAACCAGCGAAAAUCUUCCUAGGAGCGAAACAAGGAACGAAACAAGGAACGAAACAAGGAGCGAAACACGGAGCGCUAUUUUAAGGAGCGAAACAAGGAGCGAUAAUUUAAGGAGUGAAACAAGGAGAAAUAAUUCUAGGAGAGAAACCAGAAGCGAUAAUUUUAGAAACGCAACAAGGAAGAACAAUUCCAAGAGCAAAACCAGGAGCGUCAAUUCAAGGAGCGAUAAUUCAAGGAGCGGAACAGGUCAAAAUAAUUCAAGGAGCGAUAAUUUAAGGAGCGAACUAAGGAAAAAUAAUUCCAGGAGGGUAACAAGGAGCGAUAAUUCUAGGAGCGAAAUAAGGGAAAAUAGUUCGAGGAGCAGAGUAAAGGGAGGUAAUGAUAGAACGGAAAUAAAAGAGAAUAACUCCAAGGGCGAAAUAGGGAAGAAGAAUCCUAAAAGUAAAAUGGGGGAAAGAAAUUCAGGGGGAGAAGGCGCAAACAAUGUUUCAAGAGAAGAAGUAGGUAGAAAUUAG